GAUUUUCCAUUUACGUACCUUUUAGAAAUUGUGAUGUUAUAGGUAGUAAUCGAUCAGGCAGCGGUGAGACAACAACAAAAUUCAUUACAGAAGAAAGUUUUCGCUUUAAUAAAGUAAACAAGAUGGCGUGUGAGAAACGGCCGUAUCUGUGUGCGAUUCUUGUGCUGUGCUUAUUUGCUUUAUUUUUCCACAUCGUCGGGUUUGUGGCGCCGGGAUGGAUAAUCUUGAGGCGGUCCGUCGGAGAUGAUUCCUUAUUCCCAAUGGAAGGAAAGCCUAUUGACGACGGCGGACUUCCCGCACCUCAGCCAGAAGAUGAUGAGCCGAGAGCUAUGUUCAGGAAGAAAAGAUCCCACGACGAUGAUACCGACAGUUCCGAAGAAGGGGACUCCCGUAGCCAUCAUGGACCACAUCAUGGCGGCCAUCAUGGACCACAUCACGGCGGCCAUAAUAGACCCCAUCAUGGAUCUACAAGAAUGCCACCUAGUGAAAUGAAUGAGGAUAUGAGGAAAGAGAAUUCCGAAGUGGGAUCUUGGAUGAUGAAAACAGCGGCGGAAAUUGAAUCUUUCGAUGUUCGAACAAGUUACGGUCUUUGGUACUCAGUAAUGUGUAUUCAUAAGCGUCGCAUGGAUGGUGAUAGUGACUCGGACGACAAGGACGACAUGGCUGAAUCGUCUAGAGAAUCGUCUAGUGAAGACGACGACAGAAAAAAACGUCAUCAUUGUAAAAAGAUGUCAACCAAAUGUGCCUUGUCUUAUGCUAGCAUGUACGAAGACUUUAUGUACGUACCACGUCACGGUGAACGUCUGAGUUACAAGAGUUUUGGUAUGGCAAGUCUCAAGGAGCACCAAAUUGAGAGUUGCCUGGUGUUGGCCUUCAUGGUUCUUGGUUUGAUCUCUGCCGUCGUUGGGUUCAAGAACGCAAACGGAUGUAGAUGUGCCCGGCUUGCUUGCGUUAUCUUCAUGCUUCUAGCAGCGUUCAUUGCCAUCGUGCCUGUUGCCCGGCUUGGACACUACAGUGUACACAGAGCUCACCAGAAAUCUAUGAUCAAAGUCCAUGCUCCAUAUUCUGUAAUCGCUUCUCUGAUUGGCGCAAUAUUUGCAUUCACGGCGGCACUUGUAGCUGGAUGUGCCUUAUACAAAACCAGAAAGAACCAAGCUGGAAAAUGGUACCAGUUCAACAACGAACUAGAAACACCCAACGAAGAAAAGAAUGCAAAGCCCGCUCUGUAUUACUCAACAGACCCGCUUCCGGCGAAACCAGGACUGUAUGACGUCUGCGACUUCAGUAAUAUCAAACCAGUCGAAGAAAUCAAGAAACCGGAAAAGGAGGAGCCGGACGAGUUCGUUCUGUAAACCAUGGACUGGUUAUAUGCGUUCUUAGAGAUCAAAGGUUAAAUAUCAGUCUGCAAAUACCGAGAUAGUGCUAUGAAUUCGUGAAAACAGUAUACGCAUAUUCUAUAACCUAUAUGUUGUGUUUUUAUUAUGACUAUCGUGUAAUUGUUGUUGUUUUUUACUUUUUUAAGAAUGCAUCUUGCACUCUUUACUUGCCUGUGUUUACAUGAUUCUUUAUACUCAAAGAUGAGAGGGAGAGCGGAAUUAUUUCGAACAAACGUUGCUGGACAAUAGUUUAAAUCGAUCAAACAAAGACAGACCCAUAUUUGUAUAUUUUAAAUGUUUGUUGGGUUUUUUUUUUUCAAAUAAAUUUUCUGAUUAUAAUGUUCUUGUAGUGAUAACCAAAUUAAUCAACUUGAUGUUACUGUUAUCUGAUACUUGUCUUUGUUUGUUAAUAAAAGGGUUACUCCAAA
Molecule: messenger RNA, 1804 nt
Organism: Ruditapes philippinarum (Manila clam)
Lineage: Eukaryota; Metazoa; Mollusca; Bivalvia; Venerida; Veneridae
Exons: 5
Coding region: 123-1352 (409 amino acids)
Source: RefSeq, a predicted model, not a curated record